Lactuca virosa is the source of this 504-nucleotide messenger RNA. The record is from the annotation of a GenBank genome assembly. Lineage: Eukaryota; Viridiplantae; Streptophyta; Magnoliopsida; Asterales; Asteraceae.
AUGCGCAGCUGUAUCACUGAUGUUACUGGCAUGCUCUGGGAUAUCAUUGAGACCAGAGACUCCAUGAUCACCAUCACCAUGCGUAAGCAUCUGGCAGAAAAAUUAAGGCCAGUCUUCGCCAUGCUUCACUGCCUUGAAGGUGUUUCUGAUCAAACCUUUAAUCUGAAACAAGGAGCAGAAAGUAUGGAUGGUGGAUCAAGAAAAGAAGGACCUACAGCACCUGUCAAGCCUAUUGUCAAGAACAAACCUAAAGGCAAGGAAAAGCUGUUUCGUGAUGACCCAAUAAUUGAUAAUGAAGAAGAAGAGGAGCUUACCGAAGACAAACUGAAAAGACGAAAAGUUCAUGAAGCUGAACUGGAUGAGCAUCAACGGAUCAUUCGUGAAGCUGAAGAAAAAGAAAGGGCUGACAAAGAAGCACAAGCUACUCUUCAGAGCAAAAAGCUCUUGUUCCCCCAAUGGACCCCAAAGCGAAUGCAGUAUGAUGCAGUUGAUCUUCCAACCUAG